GGUCCCUGACCCAUUUUUGGGGGUCCCAGGUCCGUGACGAUGCUCGGCGCCUGCAUCCCUGCCUGCUCAGCUUCCACAACCUGCCCGAUCCCGAGCGCAGCUACAACCUGCAGAUGUCGGGGGAGACCCUCAAGACGCUGCUGGCCCUUGGCUGCCACGUGGGGAUGGCCGAUGAGAAAGCCGAGGAGAACCUCAAGAAGAUCAAACUCCCCAAAACGUACACGAUGUCCAACGGGUACAAGCCGGCGCCGUUGGACCUGGCGCACGUGAAGCUGACCCCGGCCCAGCUCACGCUCGUCGACCGCUUGGCCGAGAACAGCCACAACGUGUGGGCCCGCGACCGCGUGCAGCAGGGCUGGAGCUACAGCACCGUGCAGGACAUCAAGGAGAAGCGGAACCCACGCCUCGUCCCCUACCACCUCCUGGACGAGGGCACCAAGAGCCGCAACCGGGAGAGCCUGGGCCAGGCCGUGCGCACGCUGCUGGGCUACGGCUACAACAUCGAGCCCCCGGACCAGGACACGCCGUCGGAGGCGGCGCCGGGCCCGGCGGGGGUGCGUCCGCGGCUCUUCCGUGCCGAGCGGGCGCUGGCGGUGCGCGCCGGGCGCUGGUACUUCGAGUUCGAGGCCGUCACCGGCGGCGCCAUGCGCGUGGGCUGGGCCCGGCCCCACCUCCGCCCCGACGUCGGCCUCGGCGCCGAUGAGCUCGCCUUCGUCUUCGACGGGCACCGCGCUCAGCGGUGGCACGUGGGCAGCGAGCCCUUCGGGCGGGCCUGGCAGGGGGGGGACGUGGUCGGCUGCAUGAUCGACCUGGCCGAGGCCCACAUCAGCUUCACGCUCAACGGCGAGCUCCUCAUCAGCGACGCCGGCUCCGAGGUGGCCUUCAAGGGCUUCGACGUGGGCGAAGGCUUCGUGCCCGUGUGCAGCCUGGGUCCGGGGCAGGAGGGGCUGCUGAACCUGGGCCAGGACGUGAGCUCCCUGCGGUUCUUCACCAUCUGCGGCCUGCAGGAGGGCUACGAACCCUUCGGCGUCAACCGCAAGCGCCCGCUGCCCCUCUGGUGCAGCCACAGCCGGCCCCGCUUCGUGCCCCUGGCCCCCGACCACCCCCAGCUCGAG
Messenger RNA from Pezoporus occidentalis (night parrot), 1115 nucleotides. RefSeq names its product ryanodine receptor 1-like. The record is from RefSeq and is a predicted model, not a curated record. Lineage: Eukaryota; Metazoa; Chordata; Aves; Psittaciformes; Psittacidae. The transcript is spliced from 7 exons. Gene Ontology annotation, biological process: release of sequestered calcium ion into cytosol by sarcoplasmic reticulum; striated muscle contraction. Gene Ontology annotation, molecular function: protein binding; ryanodine-sensitive calcium-release channel activity. Gene Ontology annotation, cellular component: sarcolemma; calcium channel complex; Z disc. The annotation marks the transcript as partial.